AUGCAUAGCAUAUAUGAAAAUGCAAGGCGACUCAGCGCCACUCAAGAGCGGCCAACAAAUGAUGAAGAUGACGAUGAUGAAGAUGAUGAUGGCACAGAUGAAGAUGAUGGCAAAAGUGAUGAUGAUGAAGAUGAAGAUGACGAUGAUGAAGAUGAUGAUGACGAUGAUGAAGAUGAUGAUGGCACAGAUGAAGAUGAUGGCAAAAGUGAUGAUGAUGAAGAUGAGGAUGAAGAUGAUGCUGGUGAUGGCGAAGAUGAUGAUAUAGAUAAUAAUGGUGAAGAUGAUGAAGAUGAUGAUAGAGACGAUGACGACGGAGAAGAUGAUGAAGAUGAUGGUGAAGCUGAUGAUGGUGAAAAUGAUGAAGAUAGUGAUGAUAAUGACAAUGAAGACAAUGAUGGUAAAGAAGAUGGCGAGGAAGAUGAUGAUGUUAAAAAUAAUGAAGAUUAA
Molecule: messenger RNA, 447 nt
Organism: Helobdella robusta
Lineage: Eukaryota; Metazoa; Annelida; Clitellata; Rhynchobdellida; Glossiphoniidae
Exons: 1
Coding region: 1-447 (148 amino acids)
Source: RefSeq, a predicted model, not a curated record